This is a messenger RNA of Penicillium daleae, 759 nucleotides long. RefSeq lists its product as uncharacterized. Gene Ontology annotation, biological process: peptidoglycan catabolic process; cell wall macromolecule catabolic process. NCBI's taxonomy places the organism in Eukaryota, Fungi, Ascomycota, Eurotiomycetes, Eurotiales, Aspergillaceae. Gene Ontology annotation, molecular function: lysozyme activity. The record is from RefSeq and is a predicted model, not a curated record. The coding region runs from base 1 to 759 and encodes 252 amino acids. The transcript has 2 exons.
AUGCACUUCUCUGCUCUUGCUCUGUCCGCGGCCAUUGCUCUGCCCCUGGCCAGCGCUUACCCCGUCAAGACUGAUGGCCUCCACUGCCGCUCUGGUCCUGGUACCAGCUACAGCAUAGUGAAGACCUACGCCAAGGGUACGGAGCUCAGCAUCUCCUGCCAGACCCCUGGUACCGACGUCAGCGGAGACUCCCUCUGGGACAAGACCUCCGACGGCUGCUAUGUGACCGACUACUACGUCCUGACUGGCACCAGCAACUACGUUGCCCAGAAGUGCGGCAGCAGCUCUGGCGGCGGUGGCAGCAGCGGUGGUCAAGGUGUCGACGAAGCCGCCCUUGAACUGAUCGGUUCAUUGGAAGGUUGGAGUGCCACCUACUACUAUAUCAACGGCCACAAGACUAUCGGUUACGGCCACGACUGUGUCGAGAAGAGCUGCGCUGGCAUCAACCCACCCCUUACCAAGGCUCAAGGUCUUGAUCUCCUCAAGAAGGACAUUGUCGGCUUCGAGGAGUGUGUCUGCAAGCUUCCUAAUGCUAAGGACCUCAAUGCCAACCAGUACGGUGCUCUGGUCAGUUUCGCUUAUAACUCUGGCUGCGGUGGUGUUGCCAACUACUGGCACGGAGCUAUGUCUGAGAAGAACUUCAACGGUAUCUGUGAAGCUCUGCCUCACACCAACACUCUGAACGGCGAGCUGAACAACCGCCGUCGCCAGGAGGGAGCUUUCUGCUCCAAGGCUACUACCCAGAAGUCUGGCUGUUAA